Staurois parvus is the source of this 309-nucleotide messenger RNA. NCBI's taxonomy places the organism in Eukaryota, Metazoa, Chordata, Amphibia, Anura, Ranidae. The record is from the annotation of a GenBank genome assembly.
AAGCAAUCAUUUCUCCUUCUCUCUGGCUGCAUUCUCGCAGCCAUUGAGAAAUACUGUGAGAGCUGUGAUUGGUCACAGCUUGUCACAUGGUACAAGGCUGUUGUGAAUAGCCCUGUACCAUGUGACCUCUGUGAUCAUUCACAGAUUUCACACGUAGUAAGCUAUGAUGUCAGAAGUGACAUUUUGCUUACUACUCUGCAUGUGAUCACUAAUUGGCCAAUCAGUGAUCACAUGAUCAGGUCCUCACACAGAGGUCCCGUACAGUGUCCCAGGGAGCGCACAGUCCAAAAUGGUGGGCACCAUUUAUAA